Molecule: messenger RNA, 492 nt
Organism: Sphenostylis stenocarpa
Lineage: Eukaryota; Viridiplantae; Streptophyta; Magnoliopsida; Fabales; Fabaceae
Source: the annotation of a GenBank genome assembly
AUGACACCUCUCUCAAAGCUCUUCCACAAGCUUUGUUCCAAAAUGAUAAUCCUGUUAGCGUCCCUGCUAAUAGAACUUAUCAUUCUCAUUCACAAACUAAAAUCAUCGUCACGUUCAAUCAGCACCCACCAGUACCUCAAAUUCAUCGAGAAGACGAACCCCACGAUUUGCUACACCAAAAGAUUGUCGAAGGCAGAACAGGGUGGUGCUGCAGAGUGUAGGGUAUGCUUGUGCGAAUUGGAGGAAGGGGAGAAGGUGAGGAAGUUGCAAUGCCAUCACAUGUUUCAUAGGGAUUGUUUGGACAAGUGGUUGCAGCAAUAUUGGGCUACGUGCCCUCUCUGUAGGAAACAAGUGGUGCCGAAUGAUGUCGUGUUCAAGCACCGUCAGCACCAGAAUCAAGCUGCGGAAGGUUUUGAUGGAAAUAAUGAUGACCACCUUCCCUAUUUUUUAUCAGCAUUUCGUCGUGGCAACACUUUGCACAGAUAUUUCUGA